CCUCGUUAUAAUGACGUGAUUAGUGAACGACUCAAUCGGUGUUUGCUUUUUGUGUCAAACGACUGCAUGUUUUCAAUUCUUUUGAGACCACAAAUCAAUUCAAAGAAGUGAUGACAAGAUAAUUGUCACGUGAAUUGUCCAGUGAUAGCGACCAUCGAUGGCACCCGUAAUCCAAAGCGCGCCCAAAGAGCGGCCUAAACGACCGAAUGAGAGGAGGUCAGACCUGGUCUGUCGGGUCAAGUACUGCAACGCUCUGCCGGACAUACCCUUUGACCCGAAGUUCAUUACCUAUCCGUUUGAGACGAAUCGAUUUGUGUCAUACAAACCGACAUCACUGGAGAAGAACUAUAAACACGAUUUAUUGACUGAACACGACUUAGGCGUCACCAUAGAUCUCAUCAAUCCUGAGACAUAUGACCGACAAAUCGAUGGCAAACUGGCCGAUGAGGACGAGAAGCUGUUGGAGGAAGAGGUGGCCACUCCUCAGGACUCGAAGCGCUCGCGUUGUCAUAACAAAGCUAUCACUUGGCUUAAGAAGACUGAGUACAUCUCCACUGAGUUCAACAGAUAUGGCGCCUCCAGUGAUAAGACAGAAACGAAAGUGGGCUAUAAUGUGAAGAAGAAGAUGAAAGAGGAGACACUGUAUCUGGAUCGCGACUCACAGAUACUGGCCAUCAAUAAGACCUUCGAAGCGGCGCAGAAACCCAUUACCGACCAUCCGGGCAAACCGGGCGUCACGGCUGUGGAGGUGAUGCCGGUGUUCCCCGACUUCAAGCUCUGGAAGUACCCGUUCGCUCAGGUGAUGUUCGAUGCAGACCCGGCGCCCAUCACUAAAGUCCAAGAGAUGUCUCAGGCGAUGAUCAGAGGAGUGAUGGAUGAAAGCGGCGAACAAUUCGUGGCUUACUUCCUGCCCACAGAAGACACCAUUAAUAAGCGAAAGUUCGACGAAGUGGAGGAACGGGAGUACGGGGAGGGCGAGGAGUACGAGUAUGUGAUGGCCCGCGAGUACAACUGGAACGUCAAGAAUAAGGCCACCAAAGGGUACGAAGAGAACUAUUUCUUCGUUUGGAGAGACGAUUGUGUUUGUUAUAACGAAUUGGAGACAAGGGUUCGGCUCAGCAAACGGCGCGUCAAACACGGGUCGGCGCCCAACAACUCGAAGCUCGUCGUCAAACACCGACCACUCAAUGAACAGGAGUUUAAGACACAAGACAUUCGAAUGACUCAAUUAGAACCGCCUCAGGAGGACGAGGAACCGCCUCAAGACAAGGACACCGCAGCAGCCAAUGGGUCGCAGAAAGAGACCACAGAUAAGGACAUUGAAAGCGACGAUAAGCCUGAGGGCCAGAACAAGGGCGAGACCCACAAGUCCAGUGCUAGUGAAAAGUCAUCCUCUUCUUCAUCGUCGUCUUCAUCCUCAUCGUCUGAAUCAUCAGAUUCUUCGUCUUCGAGUGACAGCGACAGUGACGAUGAGGAGGCGCGCCGUAAGACCAAAGAGAGCGCGGCCGCCAUCUUUGGAAGCGAUGACAGCGACUAAACAUUCAUUGACGACAAUAUGACUUCAUUUAUAAUGUAAUUCAUAUUUACAUUUAUUAAUCAUUUAUAUGUAUUUAGUGUUCAAUUAAAUUGUAUGAAAAUUA
This is a messenger RNA of Oppiella nova, 1640 nucleotides long. NCBI's taxonomy places the organism in Eukaryota, Metazoa, Arthropoda, Arachnida, Sarcoptiformes, Oppiidae. The record is from the annotation of a GenBank genome assembly.